Molecule: messenger RNA, 1476 nt
Organism: Hippoglossus stenolepis (Pacific halibut)
Lineage: Eukaryota; Metazoa; Chordata; Actinopteri; Pleuronectiformes; Pleuronectidae
Gene: rassf4a
Product: Ras association domain family member 4a
Exons: 12
Coding region: 169-1089 (306 amino acids)
Biological process (GO): signal transduction
Source: RefSeq, a predicted model, not a curated record
UGCCACUGCGCGUUUUCUAUUGGAUCACCCAUCUGUCGGUUGUGUCCUCCCGGCUCCGAAAGCCGCUCAGCCAGGCAGGCAUGAAGAUAACGAGCGAUAAACGGGAUACAUCGCUGGAAUAAGGAAGAGGACGGAGGACGCACUCUGCUAUGCUGCACUCUAGACAGAAUGGGUGAGCAUCAGACCUGCGUGAAGCUCAGUGAAGAGAAACUUAUUCCAAAGUCUGACAUCCUGUCACUGCUGAGGACCUACAACUGUUACCACCAAGGCAAAAACUUCCAGCUGAGGACUCGUGAGGAAGAAGGAGAGUUCAUCCUCGAGGGAUUGCUGAACAUCUACUGGGGUCUUCGUCGACCAAUCAGACUUCAGAUGUACGAUGACAAUGAAAGACUUCGUCUGAACCGAAACGAUAGAUCUGCUGUGGCAUCGGCAGAGUCGAACAAUAAUUCACUUGGCAGUGAAACUGGACCAGAGAGUGAUGACAUGGGUGGUCAGGAGGAGGAAGACUCUCCUCAGCUGCUGAGGACCAGGAGCGACGCUUCCUUCAUGCGGGUUCAGAGGAGGUCAAGGACACACACCGCCAGAGACCUGCAGCGCCUGCGCACACACAGGUUCUCAAUCAACGGACACUUCUACAACCACAAGACGUCUGUAUUUACUCCAUCUUAUGGUUCGGUCACUAACGUACGAGUAAACAGCUCCAUGACGACGGCACAAGUCCUCAACCUGCUGCUCCACAAGUUUAGGGUGGAGAAUACAUCUGAAGAGUUUGUCCUGUAUGUGGUGCACGAGUCUGGAGAGCGGACCCGCCUGAGAGAUGGUGAAUACCCUCUGGUGGCUCGCGUGCUUUUUGGCCCCUGUGAGGAAAUCUCCAAGAUCUUCCUAAUGGAGGCCGACCUGGGGGAGGAAGUCACAUACGAUGUUGCCCAGUACAUAAAGUUUGAGGUCCCUGUUUUAGACAGCUUCGUGGAGAAACUCAAAGAGGAAGAGGAACGGGAGAUUAACAAACUGACCAAAAAGUACAGUGCUCUGAGGUCUAAGAUUCUACAUCAGCUGGAAGGCCCAGUGCACGACACUGACGGAGUAUAGAGCGUGUGUGUGUGUGUGUGUGUGUGUGUGUGUGUGUGUGUGUGUGUGUGUGUGUGUGUGUGUGUGUGUGUGUGUGUGUGUGUGUGUGUGUGUGUGUGUGUGUGUGUGUGUGUGUGUGUGUGUGUGUGUGUGUGUGUGUGUGUGUGUGUGUGUACACACAGACCCUGGCAGUGAUCUGAACUGUAUUUUACUUGCCCUCAUGUAACCCUCUUAAAUGAGCUACUAGACUGUAAACAAGAUAUAUGGGGGGGGGGACAAGAUGGAUUAAUAACAUCUGCAAUAACAAUAUGUGCUUAGGUAUAUGUAAAACCGCAAAUACUGAAACGUACUUCUUUUUGUGACUUGAGAUCGUCUCCCUCAUACAGAUUAAAUACAAAUAUAAUAGAC